Episyrphus balteatus (marmalade hoverfly) is the source of this 1136-nucleotide messenger RNA. Its product is annotated as RING finger protein vilya-like. Bases 118 to 792 code for a protein of 224 amino acids. The record is from RefSeq and is a predicted model, not a curated record. Gene Ontology annotation, cellular component: synaptonemal complex. The transcript is spliced from 5 exons. Gene Ontology annotation, molecular function: SUMO transferase activity. Gene Ontology annotation, biological process: protein sumoylation; reciprocal meiotic recombination; homologous chromosome pairing at meiosis. NCBI's taxonomy places the organism in Eukaryota, Metazoa, Arthropoda, Insecta, Diptera, Syrphidae.
AGCCAUUACUGUACUAUCUCGGUUAUAAUUAAAUUGGCCAGACAUAAAAGCAGCAAAUUGUGUUCAAUAAAAGUUUUUUUUAUUUAAAUUAAAUAAAAUAAAAGAAAAUAAUAAACAAUGACUUCAGCUCAACGUAAAUGUACCAGUAAAUGGAUCCACUGCAACCGAUGCAUGGAAAAUUACAUGAAAAAAGAAAGAAAACUUUAUAUUCUCUCUUGCUAUGAUGUAGUCUGCGAGACGUGUCUAAUGGCUGGAAAUAAAGAAAAAAUGUGUCCAGUUUGCAAAAAUAUAGUCAGAGGUUUUGUUAUUUGCAAUAAUUUACCACCAAAACUCAAAGAAAUGUUUCAUCCGCGUCCAUGGUCAUUAAAAUUCAAUAGGACUUCAACUGUGUAUAAAUUUCAAAAAAAGCAACGGAAUUCUUUUCUAACUGGAUGUAAAAAAUUGAGAGAAUUUCUCAAAUACUUAGAAAAGAACCGCAACACAAUGAAAGAAGAUUGCAAAAAUAUGUAUCUAAAUCACAAGCAACUAAAGAAAGACCACUCAAAACUCAAAGGAUCUGUAAAGAGAUUUAAAGAAAUGAGGGCUGCGAAACAACGUGCUCAACACGGUUUGUAUGCAAAUCGUUCUCAUGGAUUUGAUAUGUUUGAAGCACAAACAAAGAUCAAUCGAUCAAUCUCACGAAGUCGUGAGAUUUCAUCAACAUGUCACAUGAUGCAAACAUCAAGAAACGAAAAUGUUUUUGAGAUCUCCUCAGACGAAGACAGUUCUCCAUCAAGAAGUUUCUAUUUAUAAAUUAUAAAUUUAUAAAGCAACGUGCUCAACACGGUUUGUAUUCAAAUCGUUUCGCAUGGAUUCGAUAUGUUUGAAGCACAAACACAGAUCAAUCGAUCAUGUCACAUGAUGCAAACAUCAAGAAACGAAAAUGUUUUUGAUUUCCCCCCAGACGAAGAAAAGAAGUUUCUAUUUAUAAAUUGAAUUCUAUUUGUUUUAAAUUUGUAGACCUAUUUCAUUUACUUUUUUUUUUUUUUUUUCAAAAACGAUGAAAUACAAAAACAGCCUCUUCUAUUGAAUAAAAACCAACACAUUACUUUGAUUAGUUGCUUGUUGUAACCGAACUUUUAAUACAAAAUAUAUAA